CUUUGUACAUCUUCUCUUCAAUUCAUCCUCAUUCACUUUCUAUAGUCUCUCUCUCUCUUUCUCUAAACUUUCACCAAAGAGAGAUGGCCAAGGGAAGAGGCAGUGCAUCAUGGUCGGCUCGAGCCAUAGUGACUCUUAUGGUUGUGUCAGUGUUAUUGCUUCAAGCUGACUACGUUCAAGCUGCAACUUACACGGUCGGAGACUCUGGUGUCUGGACCUUUAACGCUGUGGGUUGGCCUAAAGGCAAACACUUUAGAGCCGGCGACGUUCUUGUGUUUAACUAUAAUCCGAGGAUGCACAACGUAGUGAAGGUAGAUAGUGGAAGUUACAACAACUGCCAAACACCGGCAGGGGCGAAAACUUACACUACAGGCAAAGAUCGUAUAACUUUGUCUAAAGGACAACACUUCUUCAUCUGCAAUUUUCCAGGCCAUUGUGAAAAUGCUAUGAAAAUCGCAGUCACCGCGGUUUGAUCGAAUACCGAGCAAUGAAAAUAGUAUGAUCCCUUGUUAUGUUCUUGAGAAAAUAUUUAAGUAUGCAAUAAAGUUUGUCUCGAAACCUUAAAUUAAUGUUUGUUUCUUAUAUUCUUUCCUGAAAAAAACAUCCGGUGCGGUCUCUCUAGAGAACCAGACUCGGUUUUGUAGUUUGGAAGAUCCUCUGUUAUGCAGAUUCAAACCGACCUCGUUUAAAUA
Molecule: messenger RNA, 692 nt
Organism: Arabidopsis lyrata subsp. lyrata
Lineage: Eukaryota; Viridiplantae; Streptophyta; Magnoliopsida; Brassicales; Brassicaceae
Product: basic blue protein
Exons: 2
Coding region: 84-473 (129 amino acids)
Cellular component (GO): plasma membrane
Molecular function (GO): electron transfer activity
Source: RefSeq, a predicted model, not a curated record